This is a messenger RNA of Penicillium cataractarum, 1791 nucleotides long. RefSeq lists its product as uncharacterized. Gene Ontology annotation, molecular function: acetolactate synthase activity; thiamine pyrophosphate binding; magnesium ion binding. NCBI's taxonomy places the organism in Eukaryota, Fungi, Ascomycota, Eurotiomycetes, Eurotiales, Aspergillaceae. Gene Ontology annotation, biological process: L-valine biosynthetic process. The transcript is spliced from 14 exons. Gene Ontology annotation, cellular component: mitochondrion; acetolactate synthase complex. The record is from RefSeq and is a predicted model, not a curated record. The coding region runs from base 1 to 1791 and encodes 596 amino acids.
AUGACUGAACCCAGAAACAAUAAAAGGGCUCGCUAUGAUGAGGACGUCAACGGCGAUGAUGUCCGCUUGAAUUCCGCGGCUGAAGGCUUCUUUGAAGCCCUGUCCGAGGCUGGAGUUACGCAUUGUUUUGUCAAUCUGGGGAGUGACCAUCCUGCCAUGCUCGAGGCUAUGAUCAAAGCGAAACAAGAAAACUCAACCACGUUUCCCAACAUCAUCACCUGCCCUUCAGAAUUGGUCGCGCUCUCGGCUGCACUGGGUUAUGCCCAGGUCACUGGAAUUCCCCAAUGCGUGCUUGUUCAUGUUGACUGCGGUACCUUGGCAUUGGGCCAGUCUAUCCAUAAUGCAUCGGUCGGUCGAGUGCCGGUUCUGUGCUUUGCUGGACUCAGCCCUUUCACCCAAAGAGGUGAACUUACGGGCUCAAGAACAGAGUUUAUCCAUUGGUUGCAAGAUGUGCCUGAUCAGGCGGCAAUUCUCCGCCAAUAUUGCCGGUAUUCCGGGGAAAUCAAGACAGGGCGCAACAUCAAGGAGAUGGUCAACAGAGCCUUGCAAUUUUCCAUGUCUGAUCCUAAGGGCCCAACGUAUCUUAUGGCUGCGAGAGAGGUGCUGGAAGAGAAAGUGGACCGGAAGUUCCUCGAAGAAGAAACACUGACGCCUAUCACGCCUAGUUCCCUACCCGAGCCAGAGGUUGAGUUGAUUGCGAAAACCCUAAUGAGCGCAAAGCGACCUCUUGUUAUCACCGGUUAUCUGGGCCGAAACCGUAACGCGCCUCCUCUGUUGGAAGAGCUCUGCGACAAGCUGCCUAUCGGUGUCGUCGAGAUGGUUGGGUCUGACUUUUGCAUCAGAAGCGACCAUGAAGCCUAUCUAGGCGUGACUGUUACUACACACCCUGCAGUUCUAGAAGCCGAUGUAAUCCUGAUCUUGGAUUGUGAUGUGCCAUGGAUUCCCACUGCAGGCAAACCUCAAAAAGGAACCAAAAUAUUCCAUCUCGAUGUUGAUCCGCUCAAGCAGCAAAUGCCAUUGUUCUCGAUCAACGCUAUACGCAGGAUCAAAGUCAGCUGCGAGCUUGCCCUUAAGCAGCUCAACACCUUCUUGGAUCAGCAAGCCCUGAACAGAGCGGACUAUGCUGUCCAGUUCGAGGCUCGCGCCACUCGUUACGCUACAUGGCGGGAGGAGCUUCGCAGCUUGCAGUCCCCACCUGAAGAUGGUGUGAUUAGCGUCCCGUAUCUUACAUCUCGUCUGCGACAGCACGUUCCCCAAGACACGACCUUUGUCAUGGAGGCUGUCACCAAUGCUGGAUUAUUGAUUCAUCACCUGAACUUGGUCAUGCCUGGAAGCCUCGUUGGCAGUGGUGCGGGUGGUCUCGGUUGGGGUGGUGGUGCCACUCUAGGAGUGAAAUUAGCACAGCCAAAUUCUUUUGUUUGCGGAAUAGUCGGAGACGGAACAUACCUUUUCUCGCAGAUGGAAAGCGUCUAUUGGAUCGCCCGCCGCUAUGAUGUUCCAUUCCUGAUGAUUGUCUUGAACAACGGAGGCUGGAACGCGCCUAAAGUGUCUGCCCUUCUAGUCCAUAAGGAUGGACUGGCGUCAAAGUCCAAUAGGAAAGAUCUAAACAUCUCCUUCGAGCCAUCCCCUGACUAUCCAGGGAUUGCUGCGGCUGCUGGUAACGCCUGGGGUGCUACAGUGAAGGUGCAAAGCGAAUUGGAUCAAGCCUUGCAAGAGGGAACUAGAAUUGUUCAAGAGGGCAGAUGUGCUGUCAUUGAGGUUGCUGUGCCUUCGAUGUGGAAGGAGACUUGA